AUGGUUAACAAGGAAGUCCACGACGCGCUCGCGGCCUUCGUCGCCGAGCGAGACUGGGCGCAGUUCCACACUCCGGAGAACCUUGCCAAGAGCGUCGCCAUCGAAGCCGGCGAGCUCCUCGAGGAUGCCGUCGCGGCGUGGAGGGCCCAUGGCGAGGGGCACAGCAGCUGGCCUGUCGUAUACGUGUUGGGUGAUGGCCGCAACACCACCAGGGCAAAUUCGAACCGGCUGAGGGACAUCUACGUCGGGGAGUCGCUCAACGCAGCCAGCCGACUGCGGCAGCACCUCGAUACGCCCGAGAAAGAUCAUCUCAAGAACAUCCACGUCAUCUUGGAUGAAAGAUUCAACAAGUCGGUCUGCCUUGAUUUGGAAUCCUACCUCAUCAAGAUGCUGGCCGGCGACGGCGCCAACCGGGUGCUCAACCGGAACAACGGCAUCACCGAGUCGAGAUACUUCCAACGCGACAUGUAUCGCGAGGGCUUCCGCACCAUCUUCGAGCGUCUUCGAGCCGAUGGCGUCUUCACGCGGGGCCUUGAUGAGAUUGAAAACAGCGAUCUGUUCAAGUUGUCGCCGUUUAAAGCGCUGACCGACGACCAAGCAGCCUCGGUGGACGAGAUUGUCAGGGGGCUCCUCGCUGAUCUCGAGAGCGACACCAACAGCAUGAUGGUGAUCCAGGGCGAUCCAGGCACGGGCAAGACGGUGGCGGCCAUAUACUUGAUCAAGCUGCUCGUCGACAUCCAAACCUUCACCACACUGGAAGAUUUGGACAGCGACGCGCGGUUCGCGACAUUCUUCACCGACGCCAACCAGAGGCUGCUCCAGGGUCUGCGUAUCGGCUUGGUCGUGCCACAGCAGUCGCUGCGAUCUUCCAUCAAGGCCGUCUUUAAGAAAACGCCCGGACUGCAUCCGUCCAUGGUCAUGACGCCCUUUGACGUGGGACAGGCAGACAGAAUGUUCGACCUGCUGCUCGUCGACGAGACUCAUCGGCUCAAUCAACGUGCCAACCAGCCUUCAGGAGUGCUCAACGCCAAGUUUACAACCAUCACGAGAGCGCUCUUUGGCAGCGACGACACCAGCAAGACCCAACUGGACUGGAUACGGGCCAAGAGCCGGCACCAGAUCUUCCUGCUGGACGCAGCGCAGAGCGUCCGCCCCGCCGAUCUACCAUCCGAGAUGUUAUCGGAUCUCGUAGCUGAUGCUCGCGCGUCUCAGCAGCACUUCCAACUCCAGACGCAGAUGCGCGUGCGAGCGGGAUCUGACUUUGUGUCGUACGUCCGCUGGAUCCUCGACCCUCGUCCUCUCUCGCUUCCGCGGGUGCGACGCGACUUCGGGGACUACGACUUCCGCACCUUUGACAGCGUCGCGCGCAUGAGAGAUGAAAUCUUCCAGCGCGAUGCGGAGGUCGGUCUCUCACGUAUGGUCGCCGGCUACGCGUGGGAGUGGCGGACGAGGAGGGACAGGACGCUCUUCGACAUUGAGAUCGGCGACACGAGGCUCCGGUGGAACAGCACGCCCACCGACUGGAUAUCAUCCAGCAACGCCCUCGAGGAAGUGGGAUCGAUUCACACGGUGCAAGGCUACGACCUGAACUACGUCGGAGUUAUUAUUGGUCUGGAUCUGCGGAAGGGCAAGGAGAAUAACCCAGCUCUCGGCAGGACCUACUCGGAUGAUGACCUGCUGCGGUUCAUCACACAGAUCUAUGCCGUGCUCAUGACGCGCGGCAUCCGGGGGACCUACGUGUACGCGUGCGAUCCUGGGCUACAGGAGUAUCUUAAAGCUCUCAUACCAUUCCAUUCGUAA
Ilyonectria robusta is the source of this 1800-nucleotide messenger RNA. RefSeq lists its product as uncharacterized. Lineage: Eukaryota; Fungi; Ascomycota; Sordariomycetes; Hypocreales; Nectriaceae. The coding region runs from base 1 to 1800 and encodes 599 amino acids. The record is from RefSeq and is a predicted model, not a curated record. The transcript has 3 exons.